Messenger RNA from Dromiciops gliroides (monito del monte), 1149 nucleotides. RefSeq names its product placenta associated 9 (gene PLAC9). The record is from RefSeq and is a predicted model, not a curated record. NCBI's taxonomy places the organism in Eukaryota, Metazoa, Chordata, Mammalia, Microbiotheria, Microbiotheriidae. Bases 163 to 549 code for a protein of 128 amino acids. The transcript is spliced from 5 exons.
GGAGCAUUUUCUCCCUGUGCUCUAGCUCAACCUCUUCAUAAAAGCCCAGGGAGAAGGAGGUGGAGAUUCCCCAGCUGAAGGGGGAGGGUUUCCUGCGCCUCUCUGACAGGGACACACCUCUGCACUAGGGAGUGGGAGCCUGAUCGGGAAGACUGGGAAAUCAUGCUUUUCAUCUGGGCUCUACAGUUGGCUUUAGUACUCCAGGGAGGCUUCUCUGAUGCACAACCGUUCAGAUCCUCCCCUGGAAAUGCAGACAAGUGGAUGAAGUGGUGCGAUGAACACAAAGUUCUUCAUAGUCGCCUAGACCUCGUGGAAGAGACCCUGGACAAGACUGUGGAGCACUUAGAGUCUGAAGUGAAGAACCUGCUUAACCUGAUGGAUAGCAUAGCAUGGAACUUGCCCCCAGAGCCCGGGAGCCCUGUUGAGGACUUCUUUGGAGAUGGAGGAAAAAUAGACAUGGCUGGAUCUUGCCAUCUCUUCAGCUCUGCUGAUGAGCAAAAGGAGCUCCCCGCAGACAAGGAAGAGGAUGCAGGGGGAGGGGAGAUGUGAAUCCCUCUGAGGACCAAGAGGACCUGGGGCUGAGGGCAGCAGUGACUUCGCAGCUCUUUGGAUAACUCCUCCCCACGUGGCUGAUAUUUCAUCCACUUGGAUACAUGUUGGAAAAGGCUGUCGUGUAAUAAAUGUGUCUGGUACUGUGAACUUGAAGACUGUUGUACUGUUGCAGCCACAAGUCAGACGCUUCUCUUUUUAUUUUGCUUAGAACACCCCAGCAAGGAAAACUGCCCAAAAUGAGGAGGUGGAAGCAGGAGACCCAGAUGGGAGGAAAAGGGUGCUUUGGGAAACAACUGGCCCACAGGAAACCAUUGGGUACCUCAGGGGUAAGGAAACUCAGGAGACCCCUGGGUGCUCUUACUGUUGGAUUCCAAUUCCUAGAACAAAGGGACUUACCCUGAGUUCCUUGAACUUAAAAAAAAAUUAUAACUAGAUUUCAAUAUAAACACAAGUAUUUAAAACAUUAUUCUGGACAGGAGGGGGUCAUAGAGUCAACCGGACUGCCAAAAAGUGGUCCAAUUAAAGGCCCCCUGCAUAAAAGGAAGGAAGCUUUAGAUACACAAAAGGUAGUUAUUUCUUGGAGACUAGGAAGGGAAA